Messenger RNA from Aspergillus luchuensis, 321 nucleotides. RefSeq lists its product as uncharacterized. The transcript has a single exon. Bases 1 to 321 code for a protein of 106 amino acids. The record is from RefSeq and is a predicted model, not a curated record. NCBI's taxonomy places the organism in Eukaryota, Fungi, Ascomycota, Eurotiomycetes, Eurotiales, Aspergillaceae.
AUGAAGUUCACUGCUGCUGCUGCUCUCGCUCUUGCCACUGUGGUUGUGGCUCAGCCCUCCGUCCGCGGCCGCGCUGUCAACCACAUCCCUGCCCCUGCCGGCAUGACUGUCUCUCAGGGAGCCGACUCCUGCGGUAGCGGCAACCAGCUCUCCUGCUGCAACAAGGCCACUUAUGCCGGUGACUCCACUGAAAUCGACAGCGGUCUCCUGUCUGGCCUCUUGAGCAACCUCAUUGGCUCUGGAUCCGGCUCCCAGGGUAUUGGCCUGGCCGACGACUGCUCCCCGCUUGACCUCCAGGGUAUGUAUUUCACUAUAGGAUAA